This is a messenger RNA of Ipomoea triloba (trilobed morning glory), 867 nucleotides long. RefSeq lists its product as uncharacterized. The record is from RefSeq and is a predicted model, not a curated record. Lineage: Eukaryota; Viridiplantae; Streptophyta; Magnoliopsida; Solanales; Convolvulaceae. The transcript is spliced from 2 exons. Bases 80 to 631 code for a protein of 183 amino acids.
UGACUACAUUUUCAGAGUUUUCAGUUUUCUCCUCGCCACCUAUAGACUAAACUGUAAAGAGAGAAACGGUCCAACGGAUAUGGGAGAAAUCGAAGAGAGCCGUGCGACCAACACCGCCGGCGAGUCUGCUCCGCUUUUAUCGAACCCGGAUCCGAGAGUGGGCACCAAGGUUCCGGAGGUGGAAAUUCACCUGUACCGGCAAGGGAAGGGCCCGAUCGAGGUGGUCAAGUGUAGCCUCGGUGGUUGGGAACAGGAUCAGCUGGAGGUUCGCGAUAUCCUCGACAAGUAUGGCUUCAAAUCCAUCUACGCCUUCAACCCUGAUUCGGGUCGGGGCGUGCCCAUCCGCUUCAACCCUCGCAACGGCCGAUCCAUCCUCACCUACGCUGAUGGAUCGGUUAUUCAUGUCGAUGGAGAGCCUAAGGAUUCGUUAAUCCAACCGAUUACCAGAAUAUUGGUUGGGGUUGCUGCCAUUACCAUAUUGAUUGUAGUGGUGAUGAAAGAGACUCCUGAAUGGGCCAAAAAGUUGAACUUUUCUGGUGGACGCAUCCCUCCAUGGAUCCUUGCUUGCGUUGUCAUUGUGUUCACACGAAUGAGGAAGAGAACCAAGGAUUUCUUGGAAAAACGUCGCUAGGUACUUAACACCUUAAACUAGUCGAUGAAUCUUCUGAAACUACCUUAAACUAGUCAGAUGAAUCUUCUGAAACUUCUAAGUUUUGCCUUCUGUUGUGUUCUCUAUUACUGUGUUUCACAUAAAUUUAACAUAAUAACAUUCCUCAGAUACUCUCUGGGAACUUAUGUCCUUGUAAUCACAGCACCAAAGCCUAGCAUUUUUCAUAUAGUGAUUGCACUCUUCAUUUGUCUUUUUCA